Messenger RNA from Humulus lupulus (European hop), 2348 nucleotides. RefSeq names its product protein NUCLEAR FUSION DEFECTIVE 4-like. The record is from RefSeq and is a predicted model, not a curated record. The coding region runs from base 380 to 2176 and encodes 598 amino acids. Gene Ontology annotation, cellular component: membrane. The transcript has 3 exons. NCBI's taxonomy places the organism in Eukaryota, Viridiplantae, Streptophyta, Magnoliopsida, Rosales, Cannabaceae.
UUUAUUGUAGCAAGAAAAGAAAGAGCUUUGUUACUCUGUUUCACUCUGAUUUUUUUCGUCGUCUUCUACCUCUGUCAAGGACAGUGGAGCAAUCUCAAAAGAAUAAAUAUAUAACAAACCUUUCAGAUUCGCCGCUUAUGUCCGAAUUCGACCGUGCAAGUGGCACUGUCACACAUAUAUAUCCAUACAUAUUCCCAAAAGAAAAACCAUAUUCAUAAUCAUGAGCCUCACUCACACCAUCAAGCUCUAACCUUUAUCUCCUUCAGGAUCUUCUUCCCAUAUAUUCGUACAGAAAAAAGUCGAAGGGAAGUAUUACAAGAAUAUCCCAGAAGCCAAACAAGGGGAAUUAGCUAGAGUGAAAAGUUUUUGCCGUGAUUGAAUGAUGAAUCAGUCGAAGGAGAAGCUCAAAGGGUUUUUCAACAACAGAUGGCUCGUUUUUGUGGCCGCAAUGUGGUUGCAAUCGACGGCUGGGGUUGGAUAUUUGUUCGGCAGCAUAUCUCCGGUCAUAAAGAGCUCUUUGAAUUAUAAUCAGAGGCAGCUCGCAAGGUUGGGUGUGGCUAAGGAUCUUGGAGACUCUGUUGGGUUCUUUGCUGGGAGCUUGAGUGAGAUUCUGCCCAUGUGGGCUGCACUACUCGUUGGGGCUUUCAAGAAUUUUAUUGGGUAUGGCUGGGUUUGGCUGAUUGUUACUGGGAAAGCUCCAGUUUUGCCAUUGUGGGCUAUAUGCAUACUUAUAUUUGUAGGGACAAAUGGUGAGACCUACUUCAAUACAGCUUCUCUGGUUUCCUGUGUUCAAAACUUUCCAAAAAGUAGGGGUCCUGUAGUCGGUAUUUUGAAGGGCUUUGCAGGCUUAAGUGGUGCAAUUUUGACACAGAUAUACACAAUGAUCCACUCACCGGACAAAGCUUCUAUUGUUUUCAUGGUUGCAGUUGCUCCAACCAUGGUGACUAUUGCUUUAAUGUUUCUUGUCAGACCCGUUGGAGGUCAUAAACAGGUCCGACCAACUGAUGGGACGAGCUUCACAUUAAUCUACAGCGUGUGUAUACUAUUGGCUGCUUAUUUGUUGGGGGUCAUGCUAGUACAAGAUCUAGUUGAUGUUAGCCAUACUGUUAUAAUAAUUUUUACAGUAAUCUUGUUCAUAAUUCUCUUAGUCCCUAUUGUUAUUCCUGUGUCAUUGAGUUUAGCUUCGGAACCAAGAAGCGCUCCAGAUCAAGAAGAGGCUUUCCUAGCUCAGCUACAUCAAGAGGAAACUGAGCCAGGUGCGACUAGUGAUAGUGAGGUUAUAUUGAGUGAACUUGAAGAUGAGAAGCCCAAGGAAGUGGACUUGCUUCCAAGAUCAGAAAGAAAAAAACGAAUUGCGCAAUUGCAAACGAAAUUACUACAAGCAGCUGCUGAAGGAGCCGUGAGGGUGAAGAGGAGAGGGCCACGCAGAGGGGAAAAUUUCACCUUGAUGCAAGCUUUGAUCAAAGCAGACUUUUGGCUUAUUUUUGUGUCACUUAUGUUAGGUUCUGGAACUGGUUUGACAGUGAUCGACAACUUGGGGCAGCUGAGCCAAUCUCUUGGUUAUGAUAAUACACAUAUUUUUGUUUCCAUGAUCAGUAUUUGGAACUUCUUAGGCCGAGUUGCAGGUGGUUACUUCUCUGAGAUUGUAGUGAGGGAUUAUGCUUAUCCAAGACCAAUGGUAAUGGGUAUAGCUCAACUUGUUAUGUCAGUUGGGUAUCUUUAUGUUGCAUUUGCAUUGCCUGGGGCACUAUAUGUUGGAACAGUUUUGAUUGGGACUGGUUAUGGUUUUCACUGGGCAAUUGUACCAGCUGCUGCCUCUGAAUUGUUUGGCUUGAAAAACUUUGGAGCUUUGUACAACUUUCUCACAAUGGCAAACCCUGCUGGAUGUCUAAUCUUCUCUGGCCUUAUUGCUGGUCCUUUAUACGACCGUGAAGCAGAGAAGCAAGCUCAUGGCCAACACCUCCGGCAGCAGAUCGCAGGAUCAAUAUUCUCGAGCUUUCUCGGCAUGGAUGAAUCACUGACAUGUGUUGGCUCCACAUGCUUCUUCCUGACUUUGAUCAUAUUGUGUUGCUUCUCUGUGCUUGGAUUUGUCUUAAGCAUGAUUAUUGUGCAUAGAACCAAGGCUGUAUACUCCCAACUCUAUGGAGGCUUUCGAUCUACACCGCCAGUCUCAUAAUCGAAAUAUCCAAUUUUUGAUGAGGCUGGUCAAGAUUUUGUUUCCAAGUUUCUGUUAGAUUAUGUCAAAACAUUGAAUUUUCAGUCAAGAUGUUGUUUAAAUAAAGUUUCCCUCUUGUGCUAGAACGAGAAAACUGCAUUUUUUUCCAAAUUUGGGCUCUUCAUGAUGACAU